UAUAAAUUGCAGCAUCUUGUGCCCAGGGUAUUGGACCCCCCUGAGGUCGGAGACAGGAUGAAGCCCUUCGUUACAAUUGUGCUUGUGAUUGGCAUUUACUUGCCGGGAUCGGACAGUGCAGGAUUGGAUGCGAAAUCAGUGAUAUUCUCAAGCAAAACAUCCGACAGCUUCGUCAGGUUGCAUGCGGCUCACUUCAACAAUUUGACCGCCUUUACUGCCUGUUUCAGGGCAGCCUCUGAAGCCGGUCACUCUUACAGCUUGCUCUCCUACGCAACGAGCUUUUCCGACAACGAACUGCUGAUUUGGGAAGAAUCUGAAACACAACUCUGGUUGUAUUUAGGAACAUUUAUAACAAAGUUUUACAUCACAGAAAUGGAUGCUAUACUGAGACACAUCUGUGUGACCUGGGAGUCUCAAGUGGGUGAGAUAACAGUCUGGGUUAAUGGGAGACGCAGUAUACGGAAGAUUGGUCGAGGUUAUAUUGUGAAAGGGUCUGGUCAGUUUAUUCUAGGUCAGGAACAAGACUCAGUUGGUGGAGGUUUUGAUUCCAAGCAGUCGUUUGUCGGAGAGAUCUCUGAUGUUCACCUGUGGGAUCAUGUUCUCAAACCCAAUGACAUAGAGAUGAUUAGUCAGGGUUGUUUCAGUAAAGGAGGGAACAUCAUUGACUGGAGAUUAACAAUAUUUACAGCACGAGGGUACGUAAGAAUUAUAGAUAAUAAUGAUUGCACGUUUUGAAUUUUCUGGCUACAAAAACCAAUAAAAUGCGCAGAGGGAAACCCAAUGUCCUCAACUACUCUUGCUGAAUAUGACCUUGCUUUGCGAUCUUUCCUCUCUAAACCAGAUCAGCGGAAUUAGUGGUGUUAUUCCAGAAUAAAGGGCUGUUUACGUCGACGUAAGGAACAACUUACUGAGUCCAGGGACUGCUCAAAACAGACAAGUCCGCCCUCUUUAACCAGACUCCCCUCCUCGUCCAUUCUGCUGGUGCCCUUUCUCAAAUCCCACCGGGAACAUUUGGGCAUCCCAGUUAAAAGGUGCAGCAGUACAGAGCAGUGUCCAGGGCAUUGGGUGCCAUCUCUCUGACACACACAUGUAGACAAGAAAGCGUCAGGGGCACGGGGUGGUGGUGACGGGCAGACACGGACUGUGGGAAAGUCCCUGUGGUGGAGGCUGAUCCUGUCUUGAUUUAGAUUGUGCUGAUUGGAAUUAUUACUGUCUCUCUCUGUAUUUAACCUCUUGAUUUCACAUUGUUCAUUACACCAAAUGUUGGAAAGCUCACAAUGUGUUCUGUGCUUCUAGUGAUUGUGAUUGAACUGUAACAUUGCAGUUUCAUCAGCUUAAUAAACAAGCAUCAAAACAA
Molecule: messenger RNA, 1357 nt
Organism: Amblyraja radiata (thorny skate)
Lineage: Eukaryota; Metazoa; Chordata; Chondrichthyes; Rajiformes; Rajidae
Product: serum amyloid P-component-like
Exons: 3
Coding region: 58-735 (225 amino acids)
Source: RefSeq, a predicted model, not a curated record